AGGCUAGCUGAGCGCAGGUAUCUGUCCACUCGAUGAGAAAGCUCUCGAGGCCUGCUCGGCAUCGAAAACGUCCAGUUCCUUCCCGGGCAGUGCAGAGGCAUUCUGUGAGCGCGAGCAGUGCUGUCUGGUGCCUAUGGAUGUUCAGCAAUCCUCGUCGUAUUGCGAGAGCCGGACUAGAUGGAAAUUCCGGGAGUUGGAGACUUUUCCGGAAAGCAUCGCUGAGCCUUCGAAGAGGAUCAUGGGCGAGCAUAUGUUCCAAACCGAAGCUCAUGCGGAGCUCUACUCCGAAUUUCGACCAGCACCGCCGGUGGAACUCCUGAAAAUCGUGGUCUCUGUGUGUCGGAAUACCGACAAGCUCUUGGACGUGGGAUGCGGUACCGGCCAGAGCACAGAACCUAUGACCGAGUUUUUCGGUCACGUUAUCGGCACUGACAAUUCGGAGGCUCAGAUCGCUCAGGCGAAGAGGAGACAAAACGAAGCCGAUCUCCGCAAUCUAGAAUACAGGGUAUGCUCUUCGAACGAGCUAACCUUCGAAGGGAGCUCUUUCGAUGCGAUCACGGCAUGCCAAUGCGUCCACUACUUCGACUUGGACAAGUUCUACGCCGAAGCUCACAGAGUGCUCCGCAAAGAUGGUAUCCUGGCAUUGAGCGGAUACUGCAUACCUGUCCCGUCGGUGGGAGACCCCGAGAUGGAUGCUGCCAUCAAGGAGCGUAUCAUGAAGCUCUGUCGAGUCGAGCUCGGACCCUAUUUCGAAGUGGACAUAGACUACUUCGAUCGGUGCUACGAGACUCUACCGGCUCCGAAAUCUGGUUUUGAACUCGUCGAGAAGAAUUUGAAGAUCAUCAAGGAAUGGCCAACCAACCUACAUGUGUACCUUAGCUAUCUCAAAUCAUGGUCCCCGUACGUGCAUUUCCGCAAAGAUCACCCCGAAAACGACAUCAUGGCUUCUUUGAGGUCUGAUCUACGCGCCAUAUGCCAGGGAGUAUUCCAGCAGAAAGGGGACUCUGACUGCAAGGUUGAGGUCGACACUCGAUACUUCGUGCACAUAUUCAGAAAAGUUGACUAGGAAGAUCGACAAAACUGCGGCUCAAUCAUUACAAUCAAUCGAUCUUUUAAGUCAACUCCUUCCAGAUAACUAUAGUUAUAUUUCUGAGCGGCAUUCUCUAUCACCAAUUGUGAUGGAGCCUUGAUAAUGAUCAAUACCGCCCGAUGCCUCAUUCUGAAGAACCUAGAUGACGAUGAGUGAUGUCGUCUAGGAGCAUCGGAUUGAAAACUCCACGUUAGGGUUGAAUGAACUCGAAGUUCUCUUUAUGAGCUGAAAUAUUUUAUUCAGAAAUGUCCACCUUUGAGUUGAUUGUUGUUCGUCGACAUCAAUCGUGCGCCUUAAAAUCUAUUUACAUGU
Molecule: messenger RNA, 1402 nt
Organism: Galendromus occidentalis (western predatory mite)
Lineage: Eukaryota; Metazoa; Arthropoda; Arachnida; Mesostigmata; Phytoseiidae
Product: putative methyltransferase DDB_G0268948
Exons: 5
Coding region: 134-1066 (310 amino acids)
Molecular function (GO): S-adenosylmethionine-dependent methyltransferase activity
Source: RefSeq, a predicted model, not a curated record